AUGUUCUCCCGCACCUCCUCUUUAACCGUCUUGAGCAGAAGCUGCCGCUAUCUCCUCCGCCCUCACAAUAAUACCCAACGGGCCUCAUUUUCCCUCACCGCGCGCUCCCACUACGCCAUCAACGCCGCUAUGGCCGACACAUCUGGAAUCACCGCAGAAUCGCUGAAGAACAAGUUGACUGAAGUGCUGCAGGCGCAGCAUGUGGAGGUUGAGGAUCUAUCGGGCGGCUGUGGACAGGCUUUCCAGGCUGUGAUUGUUUCCCCCCAGUUCGAGAGCAAGACUAUGCUUGCGCGACACCGGCUCGUCAACUCCGCGCUCAAGGCCGAGAUCGCUGCUAUCCACGCUUGGACACCCAAGUGCUAUACCCCCGAGCAGUGGCAGGCGCUGCAGCAGUAA
Penicillium vulpinum is the source of this 396-nucleotide messenger RNA. RefSeq lists its product as uncharacterized. Gene Ontology annotation, molecular function: 2 iron, 2 sulfur cluster binding. The record is from RefSeq and is a predicted model, not a curated record. Gene Ontology annotation, cellular component: cytosol; nucleus. The transcript has 2 exons. Lineage: Eukaryota; Fungi; Ascomycota; Eurotiomycetes; Eurotiales; Aspergillaceae. Gene Ontology annotation, biological process: intracellular iron ion homeostasis. The coding region runs from base 1 to 396 and encodes 131 amino acids.